Meloidogyne enterolobii is the source of this 1471-nucleotide messenger RNA. The record is from the annotation of a GenBank genome assembly. Lineage: Eukaryota; Metazoa; Nematoda; Chromadorea; Rhabditida; Meloidogynidae.
CUGUGAGAACAAGGCAAUAUUCAUAUUGUUUGAUUCUAAUUCAACAGUCACAGAACAGGUCGUUUUCGUUACAAAACCUUUCACGGUUAGAAUCAUUCAAGUAGGCACAGCACAGUCUUUUCUUCAAAAUUGGAUAUAAGAUGGAUCAACGGCUUCCGGGGGAAAUUCUUUUACUUUCGCUUUUGAGCAAAUUUGAUAUUGUAAUUUUUUAAAAAAUCAAUAAAUUAUAUUCUAUUUUUGACUUUCAUUAUUUAAAAAAUUUUAUUUUUUGCUGAUAUUUUUUCAUUAUUUUUUUUAAACUAAAAUUUUUCUUUCAAGCCGCAGAGGAAAUAUGCUCCAACGGCAAAGACGGAGACUUUUCCUUUUUUGUUCGUUGACUAUUUUUGUUAUUUUUUGCCUUCUUUGGCUAAAUUCCUUUAAUUGUUUUAAUUAUUUUGAAAGAACUAUUAUUUCCAAUCCUAUUAAAUCUUCUGUUGAUUACAAUAAAAUAGAUGAAUUGGCUUAUUUGAAUCCAUUUAUUUUUAUUGGUGGAAUUCCAAGAUCUGGAACAACAUUAAUGCGUGCAAUGUUAGAUGCUCACCCAGAUGUUAGAUGUGGAGAGGAAACUCGAAUAAUUCCCCGUGUAUUGGCUUUGCGUGCUCAAUGGAAAAAGAGUGAAAAAGAAUGGAGGAGACUUCAAGAAGCCGGUGUAAACGAAAAAGUAAUCAAUUCAGCAAUUUCUUCAUUUAUUGUAAAUGUAAUAAUUGGACAUGGUGACCCAGCACCUCGUUUAUGCAAUAAAGACCCAUUUACAUUAAAAUCAACAGUUUAUCUGUCUGAAUUAUUUCCAAAAGCAAAAUUUAUUUUUAUGAUAAGGGAUGGAAGGGCAACUGUUCAUUCAAUAAUUUCAAGAAAAAUUACAAUUACUGGAUUUGAUUUAAAUGAUUUUAAACAAUGUUUACAGAAAUGGAAUGCUGGAAUUGAGGUAAUGAAUGAACAAUGCAAGCAGGUUGGAGAAGAAAAAUGUUUAAAAGUUUAUUAUGAACAGCUUGUUUUACAUCCUGAACAAGAAAUGCGUAAAAUUUUGGACUUUUUAAAUUUACCUUGGAAUAUGUCUGUUUUACAUCAUGAAAUGUUUAUUGGAAAUAAAAUUUCCCUUUCUAAAACUGAGAGAAGUACAGAUCAAGUAAUUAAACCAGUAAAUUUAGACGCUCUUUCAAAAUGGGUUGGAAAAAUCCCUGAAGAUGUGGUUAAUCAAAUGGAUGAAAUAGCACCGAUGCUUAAAGUGCUCGGUUAUGAUCCGAAUGCCAAUCCUCCAAACUAUGGAAAGGCUGAUGAUUUUGUCCGAAUAAAAACUGAACAAAUUCAUAAAGAUGAACAAAAAUGGUAUGAUAAAGCAAAGGAGUUAGUUAUUGACCCAGAAAAGUUACAAAAACCUCACCAGGAAAAUGAAGCCUCAAAUCAGAAUAAUUUGACUGCUUUGGCUGGAUAG